AUGGGAGCCCUACUGUUAUUUCUACGAUCAAGAAAUUCACAAAUUCGACAGUGUUGCCAACAAAUCGGUUGUCAUCCUGAGAAGAAUAAUUUUGAAAAAUGGUGGAAACUAAUUAAAGUAUCUGAUCCAGUCAAAACGAGGGGAAAAUGCAGGAAUUUAGUGAUGGAAAUAGUCAGAAACUAUUCAAAGAUCAUCGUCGGAGCACUGGGAGCCGGAGCCGGAGUCACAUUCAUUGAAAUAUUUAAAGCAACUUCACGAUUUAAGAAAAAAUUGUAA
Molecule: messenger RNA, 276 nt
Organism: Pediculus humanus corporis (human body louse)
Lineage: Eukaryota; Metazoa; Arthropoda; Insecta; Psocodea; Pediculidae
Exons: 1
Coding region: 1-276 (91 amino acids)
Source: RefSeq, a predicted model, not a curated record